This is a messenger RNA of Clupea harengus (Atlantic herring), 1725 nucleotides long. RefSeq names its product sodium-dependent serotonin transporter-like. The record is from RefSeq and is a predicted model, not a curated record. Lineage: Eukaryota; Metazoa; Chordata; Actinopteri; Clupeiformes; Clupeidae. The transcript has 14 exons. The coding region runs from base 1 to 1725 and encodes 574 amino acids.
AUGGAAGGCCAAAACAAUCCUCAGACAACCAGCAGUGGCAUGGAGCCCCCGAGAAACGCCAUGAGGUCCAGGGAGCUAUGGAAGGGAAAGCCUGACUUCCUCCUGUCUGUGAUAGGGUACGCAGUGGACUUGGGAAAUGUGUGGCGCUUCCCGUAUAUCUGCUACCAAAAUGGAGGAGGUGCAUUUCUGGUGCCAUACCUGCUGAUGGCUGUGUUCGGAGGAGUUCCCCUGUUCUACAUGGAGUUGGCACUUGGCCAGUUCUACCGCACGGGCUGCAUCUCCAUCUGGGCACACAUCUGUCCCAUCUUCAAAGGUAUCGGCUACGCCAUCUGUGUCAUUGCUUUGUACACAGCGUUCUACUACAACACCAUCAUGGCCUGGGCCUUGCACUACCUGCUAUCUUCCUUCCACUCCACACUGCCCUGGACCACAUGUGACAACCCCUGGAACACGCCCCUCUGUGCGCUCUACAGCCCUGGGGAGACCAACAACACCUGGACCAACACAUCCACCUCCCCUGCAGAGGAAUACUACCUACGUCAUGUGCUGCAGGUACACCAGUCCUCCGGGCUUAAUCACCUGGGCUCAGUCAACUGGCGUCUGGCUCUCUGUCUGCUCCUCAUCUUCACCGUGGUCUACUUCAGCAUCUGGAGGGGCAUCGGCACCUCAGGCAAGGUGGUGUGGGUCACAGCCACCCUGCCCUACCUGGUCCUGUUUGUGAUGCUCAUCAGGGGAGUCACCCUCCCGGGGGCCUGGAACGGGGUCCUCUACUACCUCAAGCCUGAUUGGACCAGACUACUCAACUCAAAGGUGUGGGUGGAUGCAGCUGCACAGAUUCUCUUCUCCCUGGGUCCUGGGUUUGGGGUUCUAAUGGCACUUGCCAGCUACAAUAAUUUCCACAACAAUUGCUACAGGGAUGCCCUGGUUAGCAGUGGGGUGAACUGUUUGACCAGUUUCCUGUCUGGCUUUGUCAUCUUCACUGUCCUGGGUUACAUGGCUGAACUGAGAAAACAGGACAUUGAGACCGUAGCCAAGGACAUAGGUCCUAGUCUUCUCUUCAUCACAUACACUGAGGCCCUUGCCACCAUGCCAGCAUCGUCUUUCUUCUCCUUCAUCUUCUUUCUCAUGAUCAUUGCUCUUGGACUUGACAGCACGCUUGCAGGUCUGGAGGGGGUGGUCACUGCAGUGUUAGAUGAGUUCCCUCGUGUCCUGUUGAGAAGGAGAGAAUGGUUUGUCCUGGGCUUAGUGUUCCUCUGCUACGUGGGUUCACUCACCACCGUGGUGUAUGGAGGAGCGUAUGUGGUGAAGUUGUUUGAAGAGUUUGCCACUGGUCCUGCUAUUAUCACUGUAGUGUUCCUGGAAGUGAUAGCUGUUUCCUGGUUCUAUGGUGUGUCUCGGUUCUGUGGAAAUGUGCAGCUGAUGCUGGGGUUCUUCCCUGGCUUGUUUUGGAGGAUGUGCUGGAUGGUGCUCAGUCCCUGUUUCCUACUGUUCAUCAUCAUCAGUUUCCUGUCAGUUGCCCCAGAGCUCAAACUCUUUCAGUAUCUCUAUCCGCCAUGGACUACAGUACUUGGGUACGGCAUGGGACUCUCCUCUUUCAUCUGUGUUCCUGCAUACAUGACCUUCUACUUCCUCUGUACUUCUGGCACCUGCAAACAGCGCUUGUUGCAAAGCAUCACCCCGCAACGUAUGAUACAUGCAGAAGACACUCCGGUGAUACAGCUGUGA